CCGUCGCGCCGGUACGCCGCUCGGCCCUUCUACAGUGUUCGUAGUCCCAGUUGUUCCGGCGAGUGGCGACUAUCAGCUUCAGAGCUUCCCCAAAUCAGCCACUAGAAAGGAAUUGGCAGCACCAUGGAUGUAAAUCACAUCACUGAGAUGGAGGAUGGUUUAAAUGAUGAUGAAAUGGAAUAUCCAUUUGAGGGUGAUGCUAAUGCCAGUAACAAUGAUCAGAUAGUAGAGGACCAUGCUGAUGAUGCCCCUAUUGCUAGUGGUGAGAAUGCCAUCGUCCAACAGCAAGUUGGUCUGAGAAAGAAGAAGUACAUGUAUGUGAAUGACCAUCGUGUUGUGAAACAACGGAAACUAGUACCAACAGUGACAGUUCCCGCUAUGAACAAGGAUAAAGGUCAAAUGCCAAUGAGUAUCUCCAAGAUGAAAACCAAGAAGCCAAUCGGUACCCCUACUAGCAGCAAGCUAAUGGCAUCUGCAUUCAAGGUCACAUCAAGCAAGAAUGAACUUAUGGUUUUAAUGCAAAAAUCAGCUGAAGUUGUGCAACCUGCAAUUGCAAGUGCUACCGCUAGUGCAAACGCAAGUGCAAGUUCAAGUGUAAGGGCAAGUGCAAGCAUACCAGCAAGUGUGAGCAUACCAGCAAGUGCCCAAGCAAGUGUCGGCGACGAUGAAAAACAAGUAGAUGGCCAAAUUGGGAAAAGACUCACUUCAUGGGUCUGGCAACAUUUCACAAGGGUCAACAACAGCUAA
Molecule: messenger RNA, 747 nt
Organism: Zea mays
Lineage: Eukaryota; Viridiplantae; Streptophyta; Magnoliopsida; Poales; Poaceae
Exons: 5
Coding region: 124-747 (207 amino acids)
Source: RefSeq, a predicted model, not a curated record